Molecule: messenger RNA, 2772 nt
Organism: Theileria orientalis strain Shintoku
Lineage: Eukaryota; Apicomplexa; Aconoidasida; Piroplasmida; Theileriidae
Product: alpha adaptin
Exons: 6
Coding region: 1-2772 (923 amino acids)
Biological process (GO): intracellular protein transport; clathrin-dependent endocytosis
Cellular component (GO): AP-2 adaptor complex; membrane coat
Molecular function (GO): clathrin-cargo adaptor activity
Source: RefSeq, a predicted model, not a curated record
AUGAAGGGACAAUACAUACGUGGCCUUGUUAAAUUCAUUACUGACAUUCGCAACUUGAGGACAGAUGAAGAAAAGGAGUUUCGAAUAAAGGAAGAAAUCGCAAAGAUAAGAGUCAGCUUCGCUAGUCCCAGGCUGACGGACUACGACAAGAAGAAGAACCUGCUCAAGUUACUUUACAUUCAGAUGCUCGGAUUCGACAUCGAGCUCGGGUAUCUGGAGUCAGUACAGCUGAUGGCGUCGACGAAACUAUCGGACAAGGCGACAGGGUACAUGGGCUGUGAAAUUCUCCUCCGAGACUACGAGGAGGUGAUGAGACUGUGUAUAAACACGACCGUGGAGGACCUGAACGACCCAUGCGAACACGUGUGCUCGCUGGCACUCACGUUUAUAGCAAACAGCCACUCGCUGGAGAUGAACGAGAAGCUGAGCAACGAGGUGAUCAAGAUGAGUAUGCGCUUCACGUCGGAGAACGUGUACCUGCGGAAGAAGCUGCACAUGUGCCUGCUGAGGAUCUACAAGCUCAACCCGCAGCUGUACACGCCCAACGAGUGGUUCAGCAUGGUCUACCACAUCCUGCAGUCGGAGACGACCAUCGACUGCCUGCUCUCGAUCUGCAACCUGCUGGAGCCGAUUCUGAAGUUGAAGCCGCAGAACUGGGAGAUGUCGAUCGACAGGCUGGUGUCCUUCCUGUGGGAGAUCGCGAAGGACGAAGUGCCCUGCGAGCACACCUACUUCACAAUCUCCUCGCCCUGGCUGACGAUAAAGAUUCUGAGCAUAUUCUCGUCGAUCACGCCGCCGCCGAACUCAGAUUUCCUGCCGCUGCUGUCGAACUCGUUUAAAAUACUCCUGGAUAAGACGAGUAACCUGGUUAUUACGCGUCUGGGCCACAAGGAGAACAACAGGACGAAGAAGCUGAUGAACCUGAGCAUAUACAUGACGAAGACGGGCAUUUUGCGGGAGACGAUAAGGGCUGUGGUUAACUGGUUCCCGUACCUGGACAACAUAUCGCCGCAGUACAUCUGCAACUGCAUCAGGCACCUGUACACCUCGGUGAUGUCGCAGGUGAGGCUGGUGGCGCUGGAGAUCAUCGAGGACGUGAUCAAGAUAAGGGAGACCUUUGAGUUCAUCAAGUCGGACGCGGAGUUCAUAAUACACUUCCUGAACGACUCGGAUCCGACGAUAAAGAAGAGGUGCUGCCUGAUACUGUGCGGGCUCUGCGACGCGAACAACUGGGAGUACGUGGUGCCGGAGCUUAUAUCGACGCUGCGGUACUCGGAGCUCUCGAUCCAGGAGUACAUGGUGCCGCUGAUAUGCGAGACUCUGGAGAAGAACCUGCCAAAAAACGACCUUUACAUAGAUCUGCUGUUCAAAAUAAUCAUACACGCGCCGCUGAUAUCAAUCGACGCAAUAUCGAGUUUGCUACUGUCGGCGCUCUACGGAGAAAGCUCAAAGUUUAAAGAGACUGUUGUCGAAAAGUGUCUGUUCUACCUUCAGGACGAUAGUCAGAUCACGGAAAGUUUAUUGAGAAUUUGCGCAUACGUGUUGGGAGACUACGGGUACAUGUCGACCGAGUUUGGACUCACGGAGCAGCUGAAGCUGUUCGAGAAGUACUUCACGAUAGCGUCCUCGGAGACGAAGUGCGUGAUAGUAACUGCGUACGGCAAGUUUGCAUCGAGGGAUAACGCCCUCUUGAGACCAGUGGAGCAGUUACUGGAACAGCAGAUCUCGUCCACGGACGUGAACCUGCAGACGAGGGCCUGCGAAAUGCUGAAGCUGAUACGCACCAACCUCGCGCUGUUCAACGCGCUGCUGAAGGUGCUGUCGGAAAAACACAGGCCGCCGAAGAGGGAAAAGGCGCCGAGCAGCAGAGCCUCGAGUAGAGCAAGCGAUAGAGACGGCCACAUAGGCUCGGCGAGAGACGGGAGGAAGGCGGAGGCCCAGAGAGACUCCAGCAGGACCAACAGGCAGAACACUGACCCGAGGGACCACAGGGACCCCUAUAGGAACGGAAAGGAGUCGGCGAGAGACAGUCACAAGACGAGAAGGGACACCAUUGAGUCCAAGGACGCAAGCAGCCCCAGGGGCAGCGGACUCUUUAGCAACGCGCCCUGCCAGCUGCUGACGACCGACUUCCUGAGGGUGGACCUGGAACAGGCCUACAAAAAUCAGCUCUCCAAGGUGCUGGUCAGGCUCACGAACCUGUCGAAGCAGCCGUUCCACCUGUACGGGUGCACGCUGAAGUCGCCGCCGGAGCUCCAGGGGCAGGAGCACAACCAGCUGAGGGAGAUCGUUAUCAAGGCAGGUCAGACGGUGAACCACAAGCUGUCGUUCACGCUGAUGAACGAGGUCACGGAGCUGCCGAAGUACGUCAUCGAGCUCUCAAUUGAGCCUAAGGGCGAGGACGUGAGGCAUACGCUGCAGCUGCCGGUGACGGUCCACAAGUUCAUGAGCCCCGUGGAGCUGGAGCCUGCGGCCUUCACGAGGCUCUGGAACACGCUCGAGCAGGUGCAGCCGUUCGUUGUCAAGUUCAACGGUGACAUGCACACGCUGGCCAACAGCCUGGGAUCCCUGAACUUUGACGUGGUGAAGACUGGGGAUAACAUAUACGUCUCCGGAUUCGGGCUCAAAUCUAAGGAAUCCACGGAAUUCUACUGCCUGGGCAUGUUCACACUCGACCGAAGGGGAGGACUCGUGGUCAGUUACAGGGCGACCAGCAGCGUCUUGGCGCAAUGUAUAAUAAACUACACCAAGGUUCUUUUGAGGCAGUUUUAG